Molecule: messenger RNA, 1358 nt
Organism: Rhinichthys klamathensis goyatoka
Lineage: Eukaryota; Metazoa; Chordata; Actinopteri; Cypriniformes; Leuciscidae
Gene: zmynd12
Product: zinc finger, MYND-type containing 12
Exons: 8
Coding region: 68-1129 (353 amino acids)
Molecular function (GO): protein binding
Source: RefSeq, a predicted model, not a curated record
UGUUUUAUAUUUAAGCACAUUUUGCAGAUUGAGAGUUUUAACGUUAGUAUAGAUUUGUACAUUUGGAAUGUCGUUCACUAUAAACCCUCUAGCAAAUCCCAAAGGAGUGAAAAAACUAUGCGAACUUUGCCAGAAACCUGCUCAACUGAAGUGCACACAAUGCCUGGUCACAUUUUACUGUGACCCUGACCACCAGCUGACUGACUGGAUCAGUAUUCAUGAAAAAGUGUGUCCGUUGCUGGUAUCUAUUCACGCACCUGCAUCAUUCGGCACACUGCAGUCCGACCAAGACCACCACCAAAAAGAAAGAGUGAAGAAACAGGAGUAUCUAAUAGAGAUUGCUCAUUUAGAGGCGCAGAGGUGGGUGUCCAAGAAGAGGUUCCAGGAUGUGUUGCCAGCCGCUCUCCUAUUCCUGCGCUGGGCCAUGCAGGUGUACGGAACCUGUGCUGUUGAACUGGUACCAGCUUAUCUACUGCUUGCGCAGGCUAAUAUAGGUUUAGGUUCUCUCUUCCAGGCUCAUGAGUAUCUGUCUAAGGCUGAGUGGACAGUGAUGAGAACACCAGGCUGCAGUCACACUGUCCUUCAUCAGCUACACAGAACCCUGGGCCGACUGCACGCUGCCAUGGGAAAAUACACAUCUGCUCUCACUCACUUUGCCAAUGACGUGUACUAUGCCAGUGAGAUGUUUGGUUUGGACAGUACUGUGACGUCUGGAGGAUAUUUCCUGAUGGCUGAUGUGUUUCUGAAGCAAAACAAGCCUGACGUUGCCCUCUCGCUCUACGCAGAGGUGGCGAGUUCAUGGCACUCUCACCUGUGUAAGCUGAUGGAUGAUAUCAGUCGGAGUGGCACUCAACCAGAAGAAUGUUUUGAUGAGGCCCAGUGUGUGGAGGCUGAUCAGAUGUUGAGAUGUCUCUUAGAGUUUGAGGAACAGUGUGUGAAACCUCGCCCUGACCAGUCAGUCCUGUUGGCUCAUUCUCUAGCUAUGCUGUGGUUGCUAUGCAACAACCACACCAAGGCUCUGGAGUAUGGGAAGAAGGCUGAGGUGUUGAUCCAGGGGUUAAGUGAACAAAACAGACUGAGAGAGUCGAUCCAUAACCUCCUACAACAUGCUGAAAAACACCUAGAAUGAGAUUGCCCGCUAAACCUAUACACCACAGACCUCCAAAAAACAAUAAAUCAAAACAGACCACAAUCUUUACACUGUACGGUGGCAUCCUGCUUAAUUUCAUAUUAAUUCGUUAAUCUAUCAUCAAUGGAUAUUGGGAGAAACUGAUGUACAAUUAAGGUGCAGUCACUGUAGUGAAAUUUCACCGGCAAAAAGGGUCCAUUGUCAAUAGUGUAUGAAGCACAGCUCACAC